Molecule: messenger RNA, 1753 nt
Organism: Actinia tenebrosa (Australian red waratah sea anemone)
Lineage: Eukaryota; Metazoa; Cnidaria; Anthozoa; Actiniaria; Actiniidae
Product: programmed cell death protein 4
Biological process (GO): negative regulation of DNA-templated transcription
Cellular component (GO): nucleus; cytosol
Source: RefSeq, a predicted model, not a curated record
ACACAAACAUCGUCUAGAAUCUUUACAAAGCUGAAAUAACGUGAACUGGGAGAAAAUACCUGGAUAUUUGAACGUUUUUCGCCGUUUUCCCUUGGUUUUGGAAGGCUCAUAACACCCAGAGCACUUUAAUGKUAAGGUGUUUGUAGUAUUUGUGAAAGUUGGACGACCAGUUUGCUUCUCCUUGCACCAUGGACACAGUUCCAACAGCUUCAACCAAGAAGAUGAGAGUACGCAGUAAAUCCACCUCGGACGUUGGCGAGACUCAAAAUAACGACCAUAUUCCCACCUAUAAACGAGAAAAUAAAGUGGGAAUCAAUGGAAAAGCUAAUAAUGAACACAUGGUGAAGCAAGGAAGGGAAAAGCAGCUCGAUAGAAAACCUAGAACUGGUCUGAGAGGGUUGCCGAAGAAAGGUGGUGCAGGAGGAAAAGGGACCUGGGGCGCUAUUGGUGAAGUGCUGAAUGAAGAAGAUCUGAAAGUCAAGGAUCAUCAUGAUCCUAAUUACGAGUCCGAGGAAGAUGAGGAUGAAUUUGAAAUCAARGAGAUUAAGCCAGAAUUGUCAGACGAGGAGUUUGAUUUGCACGUUGAUCCAAUAAUAAUGGAGUACUUUGAGCAUGGAGACACAGAAGAUGUGGCUAUUUCUUUACAUGAGCUUAACAUCUCCUCCAAGAAGUACAAGGUCGUCGUUCUUGCUGUUACKCAUGCAUUUGAAAGAAAGGCAUCGUACAGGGAGUUGGCAUCAGUGUUGAUAUCUGAUCUCUAUGGUAAAGUGCUUUCCAAUGCUGACAUUGCCAAAGGCUUUCAAACUCUUUUGGAUGAUUUGGAUGACUUAUCAUUGGAUACUCCUGAAGCAUACGAGUACCUUGGGAAGUUCAUUGCAAGGGCAGUAGCAGAUGACUGCUUGCCUCCAGCUUUUGUAACAAACCAUCAAGAGGGAACUCGUCCCAACUCAUCCCAGAGRAAAGCUCUUGAUGAAGCCAAUGUGUUUCUUCGUAUGAAACAUGGUAUGGUGAGACUAGAUAGUGUGUGGGGUAUUGGUGGUGGGCGCCAUCCUGUCAAGUACCUCAUCAAAAAGAUGGUGUUGCUUCUGAGGGAGUACCUUGCAUCAGAAGAUGUUGAGGAGGCCUGCAGAUGUGUGCAAGAACUUGAAGUCCCUCAUUUCCACCAUGAACUAGUCUAUGAGGCUAUCUUCAUGGCAAUGGAGGUUGGUACUCAGAGAGUCAUAGACCUGAUUAGAGCUCUCUUGAAAAAGUUUUCAUCCACAAUGAUUGUGACGCCAGGUCAGAUCAAAGAAGGAUUCCAGCGUGUGUUUAACUCUAUGGAGGAUAUAACCCUAGAUAUCCCCCGUGCACACGUGUUGCUGGAGAAGAUCGUCAACGAUUGUACCAAGGAAUACAUCAUCCCAAGGUCAUUGAUCCUUAACAUGCCAACAAGAGGACGCAAACGAUUUGUAAGCGAAGGAGAUGGUGGAGUAUUGAAAAAUCGCUGUCAAUAAGCACCACUAUAGGAAAUACCUAGAUCAUGGCCACACACUAUUUUACCGGCUCACUCAUGGAGAUUGAAAACACCGUGGGACAAGCAUGCUGGCAUUUUAUCUACCCAAUCUGAGACCCACCCACCCUCCAACACUUACUAUGGUCACUCGAGGGAUUUCCCAUUGUAAAAUAUUUGCAUUCGGUGUUGUGUAAUUGUAUAAAGAAAGUUCCAAUAGCAUACAUUACUUGAUGAUGAAAUAAAGGUGUUUGCUUACCAGGA